AUGAAUGUCACCUCAUUUAUUGGAUUAUUAUUAUUAUUUUGUACUGUAUGUCUUUCCAAUAACUGCGAAAAUUAUACAGAUAGUAUAUGCACUAAUUGCUCUUUUGGAUAUUAUUUAGAUGAGGGUUCAUGUAUUGAGUGUUCUAAUAAAGAAAAUUGUAAAACGUGUUCUACUAAUUCAAGUGAAUGUUUAGUCUGUGAGUAUGGAUAUUAUCCAAAUGAGGAUGAAUGCUUGAACUGUUCUUCAAAAAAUUGUGGAGAUGAUUGUAAUACUUCUGACGGAACAUGUACUACCUGUAUUAAUGAUUAUUAUCCUGAAAAUGGUAUUUGUAAAGAGUGUUCUACUCUUGAUUCAAAUUGUCAAACUUGUUCUACUAAUUCAACUGAAUGUUUAGUUUGUAAAAGUGGAUACUAUCCAAAUGGAAAUGGAUGUGAAGAGUGUUCUUUAAAAGGGUGUGAGUCAUGUGAUUCAACGACUGGAGAUUGUUCAUUAUGUUUAUUAGAAUAUUAUUUAGAUGAGGGUUCAUGUAUUAAGUGUUCUAAUAAAGAAAAUUGUAAAAAAUGUUCUACUAAUUCAAGUGAAUGUUUAACCUGUGAAGACGGAUAUUAUCCAAAUGAGGGGGAGUGUUUAUCUUGUUCUUCAAAAAAUUGUGGAGAUGAUUGUAAUACUUCUAACGGAAUGUGUACUACCUGUAUUAAUGAUUAUUAUCCUGAAAAUGGUAUUUGUGUUGCUUGUUCUUCUAACACUAUGGGAUGUGCUUCAUGUUCAAAUACUCAAGCAGCUUGUUUAACCUGUAAAGAUAAUUACUAUUUAAAUGGAUUAGUUUGUUUAUCUUGUUCUUCAAAAGGAUGUGAACAAUGUGAUUCUGAAAAUGGAGAUUGUUCAUUAUGUUUAUCAGAAUAUUAUUUAGAUGGGAACUUAUGCAAAAGAUGUUCCAAUAAACCAAACUGUAAAACAUGUUCUACUGACUCAAAUGAAUGUUUAACCUGUGAAGAUGGAUAUUAUCCAAAUGGAAAUGGGUGUUCUACCUGUUCUUCAAAAAAUUGUGGAGAUGAUUGUAAUACUUCUGAUGGAACAUGUACUACCUGUAUUAAUAAUUAUUAUCCUGAAAAUGGUAUUUGUAAAGAGUGUUCUACUCUUGAUUCAAAUUGUCAAAGUUGUUCUGCUAAAAGUGGAGUUUGCCUAAAAUGUCAAAUAGGAUUUAACUUAGCUAGUGACCAGACCAAGUGUGUUAAAUGUGAGAAUAAUAUUGGUUGUGAAAUUUGUGAUCCAACAUCAGAAAAGUGUGGUGCAUGUAAAGACAGGUAUUACCUUGACCCAUCUUCUCAUCUUUGUGGCUCAUGCUCAUCACAUUGUAUGAAAUGUGUUUCUAGUAGUAAGUGCAUUUCUUGUGAAGACUCUUAUAUACUUUAUCAGGGUUCUUGUGUUCAAAAAGAGUGUGAUACGACAACAACAGAAAAUAUUGAUAUUACAUGUGGUGAAAACUGUAACUCUCUAAUAACAGACAAACCAAAAUGUUCACAUAUCAAUACACCAGCUGAAACAUGUGAUAAAAGUAAACAACGAUUAAAUGAUGAAGAGUGUAUCCUUUGUAAAGACGGGUAUUUAUUAAAUUCUAAUAGUUGCAUUGAAUUAUCAAAUUAUGUUCAAUGUAAUAGAGAAGUUUGUUUUACUAAAGAAGGUUUUUACCAAGAUGUCUCUUCAAAAGAGAUCAAAUCAUGUCUUAAUGAAUUUGAAGUUGGUAGCACUUCUUUUUGUAGAAUUUAUAAAGAGAAAGUAUAUCCUCUUAAAUGUUCAGAUAAAUAUUAUUAUUUAAAUAGAUACUCAGACUCAGUUCAAUGCGUUUCAUCAAUACCAAAUUGUAAGAAAUACAUUGGAAAUGAAUGUGUUGAAUGCGAAUCUCAUUAUUAUAUUGAAGGAGGUAUUUGUUCUCCUUGUAGUGAAGAAUGUUUGGAAUGUGAAGGAAGCGCAAAUACUUGUAUUUCAUGUGACACUACAAAAAGAUACAAAACCAACCAAACUUGUAAAUUAAGAACAGUCAAUGGGGUUGAUAUAUGCGAAAGAAUUGAUGUUAAUUUAACAACUUGUAAAAUAUGUGGUGAAAAUUAUUAUUUAAGUGAUACUGGUGAAUGUAUUGAAACUGUAGUACCUAACUGUGCUAAACAAGUUGGAACUGAUUGUGAAAAAUGUGUUAGUUCAUUUGUUAAAAAGAACAACCAAUGUAUUAAGUGUGACGGUAGUGUCACAAAUGGACUUUGUUAUUAUCCAGUAGGAUUGAAAAGUAAUAUUAAAACAGAAAUAGAAAAUAGUUGCUUGGUAAGAAAUGAAAUUGGAUGUGUUCGUUGUCAAACUGGGUAUUAUCUUGAUUCUACUACUACAACAUGUAGAGCAUGUAAAGAAGAGUGUAGUUCUUGUACAUCAUUAAAUCAGUGCAGUUCUUGUAAACCAGGAUAUUAUUUAAGUAAUGGUGAUUGUGUUUCAUCAUCAGGAAAUUGUAAUAGAUUUAUUAUAGGUAAUACUCAAAGUUGUUUAGAGUGCAAAGAAGGAUAUUAUAGAAAUUCUUCAUUAAUGUGUGAUGUAUGUCCAGAAGGAUGUCGUUGUGUAAAACCUGAUUUCUGUACUUCAUGUUUUACUGGAUAUUUCAAGACUCCUGAUAUGCUUUGGUGUGAAUCAACAAUUAGUUUAACUCAUUGUACAAAUAUUACAGUGGAAGGUUGUACAGAAUGUGAAGAAGGUACAUAUCUUUCUAAUGGACGAUGUAAAAAAUGUGGGAUAGGAUGUAAAACAUGCAAAGAAAGUGGAGAUGAUUCAUGUACAUCAUGUAAAGAAGGAUUUAUCAGGUCAUCAGAAAGCAAAAUAUUCUCAUGUUCUUAUUACACCAAUGUAUCAAACUGUUUACAGGAAGAGAAUGAGCAUUGUGUUUUAUGUUCUAGAAGAUACAAAUUGAGUGAUAAUAGGUUAAAAUGUGAAGAAAAAUCAAUGACAGGUAUAAUUAUUGGAUGUGUUUUAGCAGGUAUUAUUAUAUUGUUAAUUAUUAUUACGACAAUAUCAUUAAUUCUUUUCAUUAGAAUAGAGCGUAGUAUAAAAAAAAGAAGUGCAGAAGCAAUCUGUGUCUUUAAGAUGAAAUAUAGUAAUGUUCAAUUUACAGAGUUUAGUCCAAAUUCUCCAUUAGUAAUUAAUAAGAGAAAUAUAACAUUUGAUUGUGAAACUGUAUUUUUACCUGUUGGAAGUGAAACAAAAGAUAUAAUAUGUGUUGGUAAUAGUGGGAAAAAUGAAAUCAAAGUUCAAUUUACAUCUAAAGAACAAAAUGAUAAGUUCCUUUUAAGAAUUCAACCACCAUUAGUUGCACUUGAUGGAGGGUAUGCGUGUGAGUUUGAAAUUUUUAUUCAACCAUUGUGCACAUGUAAGAUAGAAGAGAAGUUAUCAGUAAUUGGAUUUGAUAUGAAAGAAGGAAAGGAGAUAGUGGAACCAGUCACAAUAAAAACUGAAACAGAAAUGACGACCAAACUUGAUCCAGAUGAAUUGGUUCAAGAAAAGAAAAUAGGAGAAGGAACAUUUGGAAUAGUUUAUCUUGGAAUUUUUAGAGGAAAUAAAGUUGCUAUUAAAAGAAUGAAAGAUAUACAAGAUGAUGAAGAUGCAUUAAUAGAAUUUGAAAAAGAAAUAUCAAUGUUAGAUAAAUUUAGAUGUGAUUAUAUUAUUCAUUUUUAUGGAGCAGUAUUUAUUCCUAACAAAAUAUGUAUGGUAACAGAAUUUGCAGAAUUUGGAUCAUUACAAGAUAUGAUGAAAAAAGAAAAAAAUAUAAACAUACGUUUGUUUAUGAAAAUUAAAAUAUUAAUAGAUGCUGCAAAAGGGAUUCAAUACCUUCAUUCAAAUGGAAUAUUACAUCGAGAUAUUAAACCUGAUAAUGUUUUAGUAUUAUCAAUAGAUGAAUCUUCAAAAGUAAAUGGAAAAUUAACUGAUUUUGGUUCAUCAAGAAAUAUUAAUAUGAUGAUGACAAAUAUGACUUUUACUAAAGGAAUAGGAACACCAACUUAUAUGGCUCCAGAAAUUUUACAACAACAAAAAUAUAAAAAAGCAGCAGACAUUUAUUCAUUUGGUAUUACUAUGUAUGAAACUUUUCACUGGGGUGAGUGUUAUCCAAAAUUAUUAUUCAAAUUCCCAUGGGCUAUUGCUGAUUUUAUUAAUAGGGGUCAAAGAAGAGAAAGACCAGACAAUAUCCCAGAACCACUUUACAAACUAAUCACACUUUGUUGGGCACAAGAACCAAAAGAAAGACUCCCGAUUGAUUCAAUUAUCGAAAAGUUAGAAUCGUCUAUACAAACUUGCUAA
This is a messenger RNA of Entamoeba dispar SAW760, 4329 nucleotides long. Its product is annotated as protein serine/threonine kinase, putative. Gene Ontology annotation, biological process: protein phosphorylation. Lineage: Eukaryota; Evosea; Mastigamoebida; Endamoebidae. The record is from RefSeq and is a predicted model, not a curated record. The transcript has a single exon. Gene Ontology annotation, molecular function: ATP binding; protein kinase activity. The coding region runs from base 1 to 4329 and encodes 1442 amino acids.